Molecule: messenger RNA, 2657 nt
Organism: Lolium rigidum
Lineage: Eukaryota; Viridiplantae; Streptophyta; Magnoliopsida; Poales; Poaceae
Product: pre-mRNA-processing factor 39-2-like
Biological process (GO): mRNA 5'-splice site recognition; RNA processing
Cellular component (GO): U1 snRNP; commitment complex; U2-type prespliceosome
Molecular function (GO): protein binding
Source: RefSeq, a predicted model, not a curated record
UGCAAUUCGCGCGCAAUGGAGCAGGACCAGAGCGCUGCCGCUCCGGAAUCCGCAAACCCAGAGGCCGGCGCCGCGGCCUCCUCCGUCGAUUCGGCAACCGCUGGCGCUGACGCGACAGUUUACGGCCAGAACUCGGCGAGCGCGAACCCUGACGCGAGCGUUGGCGUCCAGUACCCAGACUCGGGUUACAAUGGAGCUCAGGGCGCUGACGGAUCUGCGUAUCCAACCGAGCACGCCUCCCUGAACGGGACCGCUGGCCAGGAGGCGAGUUACCAGGCCGCGGGAGCUGCGGAGAACGGUGGCGCCACUGACGAGAUGGCCGAGCCGAUGGUUCCCGAGCAAUCCUACGAGGAUGCUGUAGCUUCAGCAGAGGAGGCUAGGUUGUGGGAGGUUGUUACCGCAGAUUGCUUAGACUUCAAUGCUUGGAUUGCACUUAUUGAGGAGACUGAGAGAAUUGCCGGGGGCAAUAUUUUGAAAAUACGCAAAGUGUAUGACGCAUUCCUUGCGGAGUUCCCUCUAUGCUUUGGGUAUUGGAAGAAAUACGCAGAUCACGAAGGCCAUCUUGAUGGCGUCAGUAAAGUUAUAGAGGUUUAUGAACGGGCAGUUCUUGCAGUUACUUAUUCAGUGGACAUUUGGGUUAACUAUUGUCUGUUUGCAAUUUCGACAUACGAUGACCCAGAUAUCAUCAGAAGACUGUUUGAGCGGGGUCUGGCCUAUGUUGGAUCAGAUUUUCGUUCCAAUACUUUGUGGGAUGAGUACCUCAAGUAUGAAGAAUCACUUCAGGCAUGGAGUCAUCUGGCUGUGAUAUAUACAAGAAUACUAGAACAUCCUGUACAACAGCUUGAUCGGUACUUUAAUUGCUUGAAGGAGUUAACCACGACACGGAACCUAUCAGAAAUACUUACUGCUGAGGAAACUUCCAUGUAUGGUCUUACUGUUGAGAACAGUGCUCAGGCCCUUGAUGGGGAGGCACAUCAGAAUGAUGUAGAUAAAACUGCCGAACCUGAAAUUUCAUGUUCAACAGAAGCAGAGGACAAGGCAAAAUAUGUUUCUGUUAGAGAAGAGAUGUAUAAGAAGGCUAAAGAGUAUGAAUCAAAGAUUAUUGUUUUUGAGCAAGCUAUUAGAAGACCAUACUUUCACGUCAGGCCUCUUGACAAACCAGAACUUGAAAAUUGGCACAGCUAUCUUGAUUUCAUCGAGAGUGAAGAAGACAUUAAUAAGGUUAUCAAGCUGUAUGAAAGAUGUGUUAUUGCGUGUGCUAGCUAUUCAGAAUUCUGGAUCCGCUAUGUUCAAUGCAUGGAGGAUAGACAAAGCCUAGAACUAGCUAACAAUGCUCUUGCUCGUGCCACUCAUGUGUUUGUCAAGAAGCAGACAGAGAUCCAUCUGUUUAGUGCAAGAUUCAAGGAGCUAAAUGGCGAUAGUGCUGGAGCACGUGCAGAAUAUCAGCACCUUCACUCAGAGUUAUAUCCUGGCUUCCUCGAAGCCAUUGUGAAGCAUGCCAAUAUGGAGCACCGGCUGGGAGAUAAAGAAUCUGCUUGCCUAGUUUAUGAGAAAGCCAUAGCUGUUGAAAAGGAAAAGGAGCAGAGCCAGCUUUUGCCAACAUUGCUGAUUCAGUACUCACGUUUCUUGUACAUGGUCCGUGACUUCGAAAAGGCAAAGGAGAUCUCAUCUGGACUGCACGGGCUAGUUAACAUGACUAAAUCAAUUCUUGAGGCUGUCAUCUUUCUUGAGUCGGUCUUUCCAUCUGAAAAGCGCAUUGAUUUCUUAGAUUCACUGGUAGAGAAGUUCCUUACACCUGAGCCAACUCCAACUCAAGGGGAGUUGGCAAGUUUAAGCGACAAAGAAGAAAUAUCUUCCAUAUUCUUAGAGUUUAUGGAUACCUUUGGAGAUGCACAGUCAAUCAAGAAGGCUACAACUCGGCAUACUGUUCUUUUCUCACGGAAAAGGAGCAUUCUGCCAUCAAAGAAACGGAAAGCAGAUGAUGCUGGCAUGUCUGACAGAGAAAAAAUGGCCAAAACUGAAGAUGGCGCCCAACCAUUCACGGGAACUGAUCCUAAUGCUCAUAAUCCUCCAGUUUGGCCUGCAACUUCUGAAUCAUCAGCGCAGCAAUGGGGGGCUGCUUAUCCACCGCAGGCCACUUAUCCUGCAUAUGGAGCGUAUGACUACAGCCAUCAAAUGCCCCAAUCUGCUCCUCAAGCGGCAGCUUAUGGUGCCUAUCCUUCUACAUACCCACCUCAGGCGUACCCGCAGCAAAGCUAUGCACAACCUGCAGCAAUGCCAGUGGCAGCACCAGUAGCCGCACCAUCACCGACACCGGCACCAGUAGCUGCUUACCCUCAGCAACCUGCGGCAGCUCCUCAGCCAUACUACGGCGCCGCUGCCACAUAUUACUGAUUUGUUGAUUGAUGCAUCGGGUGCUUCAUCGAGUUCGACUAUCACUCUGCAGUCUAAUUAGCAUGUUUUGCCAGUACCAGGCCAAAGGCAUCGCGAGGCCCAUUCUGUUUCCGGGAUACCCCUUGCAGGGAUACUAUAUGCAACUCGUCCUUAUCCAGAUGAUACUUUUAAGCAGUGUAGUGAGGAUCAGCGCAGGAGUACAAAUCUAAGAGUUGUAUAUGUGUUUAUCUAUUGGUAGCAGUGUUUUGGCUACUGGAUUCCAA